AUGGAUUUAUUCUUCUACAGGGUGUUUGGCUCAGGGAGGAAGGAUUCUCUGAAGUCAAGUUUCAGUGGAGCUAACCUUUUCAUUCUUGCUCCAAAUUCCUCUCUAGAGGUUCUCAUAGAUAACUUUAAGCAACAAGGCCUUGACAUAGAAGACUUGGUAACUUUAUCAGAUAACCACACUAUAGGAAGAGUAAGAUGUCUAAACUUCGGGCAGAGGAUGUAUGAAGCAGAAGAUGAAUAUCACUAUGUCAAUGAUCGCUACAAGCGGUACACAACCUUUAGGAGAAUUCUGCGGUUCAUUUGCCCUGUUGAGGUUGAGGGAAGGGACAACAAAUUUGCACCCCUUGAUUUGCAGACCCCAAAAAGGUUUGACAACCAAUAUUUUAUAAACAUUCUUGGAGGUAAUGGCUUGUUAGGUUCUGAUAAUGUUCUUAUCAGCCAGGAUUUGGAUGGAAAGAGUACAGAGCAUGUUUGGUUCCGAAUUAAUGGAUCAUGUCCUACUAUCACGUGUACCUCUCCGCCAGCAUACCGUAGCUCCUUAUCACUAAAAAACUUUCCCAUGUGAGGCAAACAAACUUCGAACACCAUUUUUUAGACCUACAUUCACACAUUAACACUUUAAUCCCAAAAAUCGA
Vigna radiata var. radiata (mung bean) is the source of this 634-nucleotide messenger RNA. RefSeq names its product peroxidase 20-like. NCBI's taxonomy places the organism in Eukaryota, Viridiplantae, Streptophyta, Magnoliopsida, Fabales, Fabaceae. The coding region runs from base 1 to 564 and encodes 187 amino acids. The record is from RefSeq and is a predicted model, not a curated record. The transcript has 3 exons. Gene Ontology annotation, biological process: response to oxidative stress. Gene Ontology annotation, molecular function: peroxidase activity; heme binding.